This is a messenger RNA of Impatiens glandulifera, 763 nucleotides long. RefSeq names its product zinc finger protein GIS3-like. Gene Ontology annotation, molecular function: DNA-binding transcription factor activity; transcription cis-regulatory region binding. Lineage: Eukaryota; Viridiplantae; Streptophyta; Magnoliopsida; Ericales; Balsaminaceae. The transcript has a single exon. The record is from RefSeq and is a predicted model, not a curated record. Gene Ontology annotation, biological process: trichome differentiation; trichome morphogenesis; cytokinin-activated signaling pathway. The coding region runs from base 13 to 663 and encodes 216 amino acids. Gene Ontology annotation, cellular component: nucleus.
UUUCAUAUUACCAUGGAAGAAGUGGAGUAUCUAAACAAGUCAAGCAAUACCAUUAAUAUUAUCCCUACUUCCAAUAAUAGACCCUUAAAACUUUUCGGAUUUAACGUUGACCAUUCCGAUUCGUUUAAAAUCUCUUCCGGUUCUUCAUCAGAAAGCCGGAAAUACGAGUGUCAGUAUUGUUACAGGGAAUUUGUUAACUCUCAAGCUCUUGGCGGCCAUCAAAACGCCCAUAAAAAAGAGAGACAACAACUCAAGAGAGCCCAAUUACAAGCCUCUCGAAACGCCAUGCAGAUGUCAUACACACGAAACCCUAUUGUCUCCUCCUUCGCACCGCCGCAUCACCUCCUAUCUCCGGCCGUCCCGAUGGCGGCGGCGGCGACGGCGACGACUCCGUCGUGGGUAUAUGUCCCUCGUUCUCCAGCCGUAGUCCCACCGUUUCAUGUGUCUCACGGUUGCGUGUUUCCACCUGCGACUAACGGAAUCGUGACCUACGGCGUCGGAGUUGAAUUGCCCGGGUUGGGUUUUACGGCGAGAUCUUCCACGGUGGAGGUAAGAGGUACGUCGUCGUCGUUAAGUAGGUUUUCUAAGGGGAAAGGUGGGCCCAUGUUUGAUGAAGCUGUCGGCUUGGAUUUGCAUUUAAGCCUUGCGCCAGCCGAGCCGUGAGGGUUUCGGGUCGGCUCAUAUUUUGGGUCAAAUGGUUUCAGAUAUGUAUUUAUUAUCCUGGAGGAAUAUAUUCUCAUUGACUGAGAAAGAAAUGUAUUUU